AUGGACACGAAAGAUUACGAGUACCAGAGAUUCAAGAAAUCAAGGAAGAGAUUUUUGAAAAGCCUGGCGAAUCUGAAAAUCGCCGUUGAAAAAGCAGAUCGCAAAUCCUGCGAUCCUAACAGACCAUGGAUUAGUUCCGCUCUUGGUUCAUCCUUGCUUGGGUUAUUUCCAGCGAUUGAUAGAAGCCAAAAAGUGUAUGAUCAGAGUUUCAAGGAACAAUUCGCUAAAGUUUGGAAAGAACGGGAAUGGCUAGCUUUGCGAGAAGCGUUCCAGAAGGAUAAGAAGCGAUCCCGGUCGUUUGAAAAUCGAAUUAGGGAGAUGUACUACUUUCUAACCCAUGCUGAACUUGCUUCGUUUGAGUUCUUCGAUGCAAAGGAUUUUCAUCAGAUAAGCGAGGAGCUGCAUUAUGCUCGGGCUGGGAAAGAAGUUUGCGAUCUUCUUCGUUUUCAAAGAGGCACACUGCCUCAUCAAGUUCCGACGAUUUUCAAACCUCCUGAGGAAGAAAACCAUCGAUCGCAAGAUGCACUUUCUUCGCACCUAAACGGUGAAAUCUUCUAUGUUUUCAGCGAGUUCGCGGCGUUCAAGGUCGAUGGUAUUCUUUCUGAUAUGCAAGUGGAUGUUCUUUGCACAAGCCGAGCUUCAGAUUUCCUUCUCGAUCGAGUAAAAAUGCUCCAGGAUCUGCUGACGGAGCAUGAAAAAAUUAUGGACAAAAUUUUUCUGACAAUAAAUCGAGAUCCUUCUUUUUAA
This is a messenger RNA of Oikopleura dioica, 747 nucleotides long. The record is from the annotation of a GenBank genome assembly. Lineage: Eukaryota; Metazoa; Chordata; Appendicularia; Copelata; Oikopleuridae.